Uloborus diversus is the source of this 3983-nucleotide messenger RNA. Its product is annotated as protein singed-like. Gene Ontology annotation, biological process: actin filament bundle assembly; establishment or maintenance of cell polarity; cell migration. Bases 127 to 1650 code for a protein of 507 amino acids. The transcript has 6 exons. The record is from RefSeq and is a predicted model, not a curated record. Lineage: Eukaryota; Metazoa; Arthropoda; Arachnida; Araneae; Uloboridae. Gene Ontology annotation, molecular function: actin filament binding; protein-macromolecule adaptor activity. Gene Ontology annotation, cellular component: cytoplasm; actin cytoskeleton.
CGGGAGCGUCGCGCUGUUACGUGUGUAACAUAACAUAGUAAAACGAGGCAUUUGUAGCGUCUGUUUGCAACAAGAAGUUAAGGUUUCUCUCUUUGCCUGAAAUUAUACAUCAACCAAAGCGACAUCAUGUCUGAAACGAAUGGCUACUUGAACGGCCUGACGAAUGGAAAUAAUUCAGAGCCAAUUGGACAACACUGGACGGUUGGACUGCUCAACUCCUCUUGCAGAUACCUGACUGCUGAAACAUUUGGCUACAAAGUGAACGCCAACGGAGUUGGCUUGAAGAAAAAGCAACUCUGGACCCUGGAACCAUAUGGGGACGAUGAUUCCGUCUGUUUGAGGAGUCACUUGGAUAGAUAUUUGAAUGUGGAUCAUUUUGGGAAUGUCACUUGCGAAGCCGAAGAUAAAACAGAGGGCGCCAAAUUUUUCGUGGCUGUCGCCAAUGAUGGUACUGGACGUUGGGCGCUUCGAAAUGCAGUGAGGGGUUAUUUCCUUGGAGCUGCUAACGACAAACUUUUAUGUUCUGCUAAGGUUCCUGGACCCUCUGAACUCUGGACCGUCCAUUUAGCUGCUCGUCCACAAGUGAACAUCCGCAGUGUGGGCCGACGUCGUUACGCCCGUCUUUCCACAGACCACGAAGAAAUCCACGUGGACGCAAACACCCCAUGGGGUGAAGACACCCUCUUUACUUUGGAGUUCCAUGAUGGCAGGUACGCCAUCCACACUUGCAACGACAAAUAUCUGCGCCAUGACGGCCGUCUGUCUGAAUCCCUUGCACCAGAAACUCUCUUCACCCUGGAGUUCCACUCCGGAUAUCUGGCUCUCAGGGACUCUGUCGGAAGGUACAUCGCGCCCUUGGGCAGCCGGGCUGUCCUAAAGACAAGAUCUCAAACCGUUACCAAAGAUGAGCUCUUCUUCCUUGAAGAUUCCGUGCCUCAAGCAGCAUUUGUCGCUUUCAACGGGAAAUACGUGUCUGUAAAGCAAGGUGUAGAUGUUACAGCAAAUCAAGACGAAAUCUCAGAUCAUGAAAUAUUUCAACUUGAAUUUGAUAUGUCAACCAAACGUUGGUGCAUUCGAACGAUGCAAGACAAAUACUGGAGUCUUCAAAGCAGUUCAGGAAUUCAAGCUAAUGCUGACAAAGGGUCUCCUAACAGCCUCUUUUCACUGGAAUGGCAAGAUGAUGGCAGCGUUAGCUUUGUUGCAAACAACGGCAAGUAUGUGGUUGCAAAAAAGAGUGGCCACCUGUAUGCCAACGGGGAGAUAGGGUCCCAGGACGAGGCCCGCUUUUAUUUCUACCUCAUUAACAGACCCAGCUUGGUCCUUAAGUGCGAACAAGGAUUCGUGGGCUACAAGAGUCACUCAAGUCCCAAACUCGAGUGCAACAAAGCCGCCUACGAAACAAUCACGGUCGAGAGGGAUGAAAAAGGACUUUGCUUUUUCAAAGGCUCAAAUGGGAAAUACUGGAAUGUUUGUGAAGAUGGAACAAUCACAGUCGAUUCUGAAGUCAGACAAGGCUUCUUCAUUGAGCUGCGUGAACCAUCGAAGCUGUGCAUCAAAACAUCUCGUGGUAGCUACGUCAUGGCCGACAAAAAUGGCGCCUUCAAAGUGAAUGGAGCCAAUUUCGAUACAGCCACGUGGUGGGAAUAUUAGGAAGGAUUCCAGUGUCAUGUUAUUGGAAGAACAAAUCAUUUUCCGUCCUCGCUGAGUUCUGAAGUUGAAGAAACUAUGUGCAUUUGAAAACAUUCUCUUGUCUUCCACGCAGAGAAUAUAUAGAUAAUUUUCUGUCUUUUGUGUGCUGUAUGAGUUCGUUACCUACUAUAUCAAAGUUCUUCCUUGCUAUGUCUUGUAUCAUCACAUUUCAUUGCGAACGUCUUUUUUAAAUGCUGUUUUCUUAUGAAGAUAAGUCUUAAACCAUAGGAAUUUCUGGAAAAUGAACCGAUUAAAAAUAUCGUUCGCCAAUAAUAGUAAUCCGCUGAGAAUGCUAAUGACAUAAACUUCUUUUUGUUGCAUAUGUCAUCUACUCAAGAACUUGCAUUACGUAUUUGAGAUUCUCCUUAAAAAAUGCGUCAGAGCUAUGAAUUGCUGACUGGUUUAUUUAGAGUAUUUAAAAUCAGGAGUGCCCACCUAAGGAAAGGGGUCAUGGCGCAGACUGCGCCAUUGAAAUUUUUAGGGGGGUGUUUUUAGGGGUAUGUUUCUCUUUACGAUACUUAGGGGGUGCGCCCUUGCUCUUAGGGGGGGCACCCCUCGUUGAAAUGGAAUAAAAACGCAUUGUAUGGAUUUUUAAUGCCCGCUGUCAUUCAAAAUUAAAUAUAGUACCAAUCGGUAACAGUACGCCUUUACCACUCAAAUCCAUAAUUUAACACCAGUUUGAUCAAGCACGAGUUUCUUUUUUUUUUUUUUUUUCCAUAAUGAAACAACUCCCCUUUUACGGUUAUUCACUUCCGUUAUUGAUGAAAUUAAAAUUUCGUCCUAAGAAUUUCUUGCACUAGUUGAUGGAAUGUGUGAACAUUUACCAUAUAAUCUGUUGAGAGCAAAAGGAGGUAUGAGUCAAAUUUUUUAUUAUUUGUUUUUACACCAUAUCAAUAAAUUAAUUUCAACUUCAUUCUACUUCAUACGAAAGUGGUGUACGUCUAGGUGCACCCAUUUCCAGACAGUAGUAGUGUUUUGGAACAUUAGUAGUGUUUUGUGCAAAAGUGACUAUAGUCAGGCACUGGUAAUAAAAUAUUUAACCUUUGAUGAGCUCCUCUUUGUUUGAGUUGAAAACGAAGAAAUUCUUAGAAUGACGCAACGCCAACAAUCGUUGUCAGCAACUCCUGUUUCCUAUCUUAGCAAAUGAAAACGUUUAAACUUCAACUGAUCAGAUAUUACCGUAUCAAAGCCAGACUAUAAUUAACCAUUCAGUUGAGGACUAAUUUAUCAAGAGGGAAAAUAUCCAUUUUCCUCGAAUAUUCAGGGGAUGGAAAAAAAAUAAACAAAAAAAUAGGAUAAUAGCAAAGUACUGUUUUUAUAUUUUCUGGGUACAUAAUUGAGUACAAGGGAACAUCAGAUUUUGUCCCAGAAAUUUUCGUAUUAAAUAAAAUCAAGGAGCUAUCGCCGUUUUUAUUUUGGACAUGUGUUGCUUUGAUCAAAAACUAGAGUGUUGAUCGCUCCAAUUUCAACGAAACCCUAAUAUAUCAGAUCCUCAUAUCGAAGUACUUGAACCUAAACUAGUGGAUUAAAACCCGGAGAUUUUGAACAUGAUAAGUUUUUGUUCAAGAGUUUCAAUCGUGUUCUCUUUUGUUCGGAAUGAAAAUUGUUUGGGACGGAUUUGCUACUUUUCGAUUGAAAAGUCAAACUUUACCCUUUUAUAAACUAGGUUUUCUGCCGCUUGGACUUCUGGGGACUAGGGCCUCUAGUAGGGGCUUCGAUUAAGGCCAUCUGAAAGACACAGAAAAUGCCAAAAAAAAAGCGAGUUUCUCUAAAAGAUGGAUAUGUUGAUGCCCUCUUUUGAUAGGUUAUUAAGAUCAAAAUCUUCUUUUAGCAACUUACCCCACUUUUGCUCUCAACGGCUCACGUAUAGAUAAUUGUUCUAAUACGAGUGUUUACGAAAUGAAAUUUACAUCCAUUUUUAUUAUUCACUUUUCUGCGACUACUCAUGAAACUAUUUAAAAUGAUGCAAAAAAUCGUCCUAAGAACUUGUUCCGUUAGUUGAUUGUGUGAAAUAUUUAUAUAUAUAAUAUAUAUUUUUAUGUAGUUACUCGAAUGACCACUUUCAUACCUUAUACACUGAAAUAUGUUUGUGAUAUUUUUGUAUAAUUGUACUAGAAGAUAUAUAUAUUUAGCUUUUUGGAUGAUGUAUAAGCUUGCCACUUUUUGAACAUUUUGUACAUUUUUGAAAACAUAUUGCUGAGCAAUUUAUGUAUCUGUGAGUGCUUGCUUGUCAUCUAUGUGCAUAUUUUGUACCUAGCAGUAUUUUGACUAAGAAUAAAUAUAAAUAUGCUUUA